AUGAGUCGCGACGUCCGUCCCGUCGCAUCGCGAUCAUGUCGUCCAUUCCGUAGCCCUCCCGUUUAUCUCCCCUCGCUACCCAUCGCCUCGGUUAUCUCCUCUCGCUGCCCGCUGCCUCGUUUAUCGUGGCGCCGUUCCCUCGCCUUCGAUGUCCCCGUUCCUUCCCGUCGCCUCACGAUCUCCCCUCUCUCCCCUCGCCUUCGAUGCCCCCGUUCCUCCCGUCGCCUCACGAUCUCCCCUCUCUCCCCUCGCCUUCGAUGUCCCCGUUCCUUCCCGUCGCCUCACGAUCUCCCCUCUCUCCCCUCGCCUUCGAUGUCCCCGUUCCUCCCGUCGCCUCACGAUCUCCCCUCUCUCCCCUCGCCUUCGAUGUCCCCGUUCCUUCCCGUCGCCUCACGAUCUCCCCUCUCUCCCCUCGCCUUCGAUGUCCCCGUUCCUUCUUGUCGCCUCACGAUCUCCCCUCUCUCCCCUCGCCUUCGAUGUCCCCGUUCCUUCCCGUCGCCUCACGAUCUCCCCUCUCUCCCCUCGCCUUCGAUAUCCCCAUUCCUUCCGGUCGCCUCACGAUCUCCCCUCUCUCCCCUCGCCUUCGAUGUCCCCGUUCCUUCCCGUCGCCUCACGAUCUCCCCUCUCUCCCCUCGCCUUCGAUGUCCCCGUUCCUUCCCGUCGCCUCACGAUCUCCCCUCUCUCCCCUUGCCUUCGAUGCCCCCCCUUCCUUCCCGUCGCCCCUCCAUGCACGUCGUCUAA
Molecule: messenger RNA, 741 nt
Organism: Closterium sp. NIES-65
Lineage: Eukaryota; Viridiplantae; Streptophyta; Zygnematophyceae; Desmidiales; Closteriaceae
Source: the annotation of a GenBank genome assembly